Molecule: messenger RNA, 4195 nt
Organism: Phoenix dactylifera (date palm)
Lineage: Eukaryota; Viridiplantae; Streptophyta; Magnoliopsida; Arecales; Arecaceae
Cellular component (GO): mitochondrial outer membrane
Molecular function (GO): ATP hydrolysis activity; protein binding; ATP binding
Source: RefSeq, a predicted model, not a curated record
UUUGCGACCCUUUCCAUCUCCCCUUCACCCCUUCCUCUCUUGUUUUCCUCCCCCCACCCCCUUCUCUCACUCGAGGGAAAACAGAAAGAAAAAAGAUCUGCUUUGGAGUAGGAGGAAGAAGGCAGCGACGAUGGUCGAGACGAGGCGGAGCUCGGCGUCCUCGAAGCGCCCCCUUUCUUCCCCCUCGCCCUCGUCUCCCUCAAACGCUAAGCGCAUCAAGGCGGAGGCGACCGCGUCCGCGUCCGGGAAGGCGCACCAGCCGGAGCCGAUGGACGAGGCGGCGGCGGCCGCCGAGGGCCGGCAGGUCGCGCCCGAUCUUCCGGCCGCCGCCGAUCCGCCUAGGGAGGCCGAUGGCGCUGCGCCGGGGCAGGAGAAGAGGGCGGAGGACAGCGCGGGGCAGAGUUCCGGGUUCCAAUUGCCCGCCCAAGCGCAACUGGCGAAGGCUGAAGGGGAUCAAUUGGGGCUGGUGGCGUUGGAACUCCCCAAGAAACGGGUCAAGAAGGUGCAGCCGAAGGCAGCAUGGGCGAAACUUCUUUCCCAGUGUUCGCAGAACCCUCAUCUUGUUAUCUGUGGUUAUCAAUUCACUGUUGGUCAAAGCCCAGCCUGCAAUUUAACGUUGAAGGAUCCAUCUAUCAGCAGGACUCUUUGUAAACUGAAAUAUCUUGAGCGUGAAGGCCCACCUGGGGCAUUGCUUGAAAUAGUAGGAAAAAAGGGCAUUGUGCAAGUUAAUGGAAAAAUCAUGGAGAAAAACUCGCCUACAGUUCUCAUGGGAGGGGAUGAGGUUGUUUUCAGUUCAUCUGGGAAACAUGCUUAUAUUUUCCAACCACUUGCGAAUGACAAAUUAACUACACCUGCAUCAUCUUCUGCACUUGGCAUUUUGGAAGCACAGGCUGUCCCUAUCAAAGGGAUUCAAUUUGAAACCAGAUCUGGUGACCCUUCAGCUGUUGCUGGAGCAUCAAUAUUGGCAUCUCUGUCUAAUCACAAGAAAGAUCUACCUCCAUCAGCAUCUACUGGAGAGAAUGCUCAUCAAGGAGUAGAAAGGCCUGCCGUGCCUUCUGCUUGUGAUGUAACAGAAGGCUGUAAUUCAGACCUUGAAAAGAACUGCGAUGCUAGGAAGGGUAAUACUGAGCAUAAUGGGAGCACUGAGGUUCCUUCUGGUGAUAAGGCUGCUGUUAUUUUAUCUACUGAUCUUGGUGCCAAUGAAUCAACUCAGCAUGAUACAAUUGGUUCGGAUGCUCAACUUGAUGCGGAUAUUGGAAAGAUAUCUGGUACAAACUAUGAGAUCAGGCCGUUUCUGAAGAUGAUUGCGGGAUCAUCAACUGCUGAACUGGAUUUGACUGGUAAAGUCUUUAAAGUGUUUGAGGCUCAAAGGGAGCUCCUUAGGGAUCUUGACACCCCAGCAGCUUUGCCUACCACUAGAUGCCAAGCCUUUAAGGAUGGUUUGAAACAAGGGAUAAUUAAUGCCAGUGAUAUCCAAGUGUCCUUUGAAAGUUUCCCCUACUAUCUAAGUGAAAAUACAAAAAAUGUACUUUUAUCAUGUGGUUACAUUCACUUGGAAUGCAAGGACUUCAUAAAAUAUGCUACCGACAUUUCAUCUGUAAAUCAGCGGAUUCUACUAACUGGUCCAACAGGAUCUGAAAUCUAUCAAGAAACUUUGGUAAAGGCCCUUGCUAAACACUUUGGUGCGAGCUUACUCAUAAUAGAUUCUCUUCUGCUACCUGGUGGUUCAUCUUCAAAGGACUCAGAAUCCCUAAAAGAAGGUGGGCGGAUUGAGAAAGCAAGCUUCCUUUCUAAGCGUGCUGCAGUGCUUGAUCUUCGGAAACCAACUUCUAGUGUAGAGGCUGAUAUUUUGGGGACAUCUAUGUUAAGUUCGCAUUCUUUGCCAAAGCAGGAGGCAUCAACAGCAUCAUCAAAAAACUACACAUUUAAAGAAGGCGACAGGGUUAAAUUUGUGGGUCCGGUACCUUCAUCAAGCUUUCCUCUUCAGGCUCCUCAGAGGGGUCCAAAUAUUGGAUAUCGGGGCAAAGUUGUUCUUGCUUUUGAGGAAAAUGGAGCCUCCAAAGUUGGAGUUAGAUUUGAUAAGCAAAUUCCUGAUGGUAACGAUCUUGGGGGCCUAUGCGAGGAAGAUCAUGGCUUCUUUUGCACUGCUGAUUUACUCCGCCCAGACUCUUCUGGAGGUGAAGACAAUGAAAGGCUUGCCAUCAAUGAGUUGCUAGAAGUUGUAUCUGAAGAAAGUAAAAAUGGCCCUCUAAUUAUUCUUAUAAAAGACAUAGAAAAAUCUAUGGCCGGAGGUACAGAUACAUAUUUAACUUUAAGAAGUAAGCUUGACUUGAUUCCGGCAGGUGUUCUAAUAAUAGGUUCCCAUACCCAGAUGGACAACCGCAAAGAGAAGUCGCAUCCAGGAGGUCUUCUCUUCACAAAAUUUGGAAGCAACCAGACAGCACUGCUUGACUUUGCCUUUCCGGAUAACUUUGGUAGGCUUCACGAGAGAAGCAAAGAAAUUCCAAAGACCAUGAAACAGCUCACUAGAUUAUUUCCUAAUAAAGUUUCUAUCCAACUUCCACAGGAUGAAGCCCAACUUUUAGAUUGGAAACAACAAUUGGAUCGUGAUAUUGAAACUCUUAAAGCCAAAUCCAAUAUUCUUAGCAUCCGCUCUUUUUUAAACCGCAGUGGAUUAGACUGUCAUGAUGUUGAAACUAUAUCCAUAAAAGAUCAAACACUUACGAAUGAAAAUGUGGAUAAAAUAGUUGGUUUUGCACUUAGUCAUCACCUUAAGAACAAUAAAAUUGAAGCAUCUGCCAAGGAUGCUAAGCUUGUACUUUCCAGUGACAGCAUUAAGCAUGGGCUAAGUAUGCUACAAAGCAUCCAAAAUGAUACUAAGAGUGCAAAGAAAUCACUCAAGGACGUGGUCACUGAGAAUGAAUUUGAGAAAAGACUUCUAGCCGAUGUUAUUCCACCCAAUGACAUUGGAGUUACUUUUGAUGACAUUGGUGCCUUAGAGAAUGUGAAGGACACAUUGAAGGAGUUGGUGAUGCUUCCUCUGCAAAGGCCAGAAUUGUUCUGCAAAGGACAAUUAACAAAGCCCUGCAAGGGAAUAUUGCUCUUUGGUCCUCCUGGCACGGGAAAGACAAUGCUUGCUAAAGCUGUUGCAACGGAGGCAGGUGCAAAUUUUAUUAAUAUAUCUAUGUCGAGCAUCACCUCGAAGUGGUUUGGGGAAGGAGAGAAAUAUGUAAAAGCAGUUUUCUCAUUAGCAAGUAAAAUUGCUCCUAGCGUCAUUUUUGUUGAUGAGGUUGACAGUAUGUUGGGCAGGCGAGAAAAUCCUGGAGAGCAUGAAGCCAUGCGCAAGAUGAAAAAUGAGUUCAUGGUAAACUGGGAUGGGUUGCGGACAAAGGAUAAAGAACGUGUAUUGGUGCUUGCUGCUACCAACAGGCCUUUUGACCUUGAUGAGGCUGUCAUAAGGAGGCUUCCUCGGAGGUUAAUGGUAAACUUACCAGAUGCAUCAAAUAGAGUAAAGAUUCUCAGAGUAAUAUUAGCCAAAGAGGAGUUAGCACCAGAUAUUGAUUUGGAAGUGGUUGCCAAUAUGACGGAUGGAUAUUCAGGAAGUGACUUGAAGAAUCUGUGUGUAACUGCUGCACAUUGCCCUAUUAGAGAAAUUCUGGAAAAGGAAAAGAAGGAGAGAAUUUUGGCAUUAGCAGAAGGUCGACCUUUACCUGCAUUGCAUGGAAGUGACGACAUUCGUCGUUUAAGCAUGGACGACUUGAAAUAUGCACACGAGCAGGUAUGUGCUAGUGUAUCAUCUGAAUCCACAAAUAUGAGUGAGCUUCUCCAAUGGAAUGAGCUCUAUGGUGAAGGCGGGUCAAGGAAGAAAAAAGCACUCAGCUAUUUCAUGUAGGAGAUAUCCAUCUGGUGUACAGCCCCUUUUCUCUUACAUCCCUUCUGCAAAAGCUCGCAACUUCGGCAGCCACUAUUUGUGGUUUCCUUCUCAGACUCCCUAUGUAUUUCAUUUGUGUGUCAAGUCAUUUAUCAAUUGGUAACUUACAGUAAGCUAUCAUUUUCAUCAAGCUGGUAUAAAUAUAGCCUUUUUUUGUCUGGAAUAUGGCACUUCAGCGUGGCUAAAGGCCUGUGUCUGUAAAUACCAUAGAAAUUGCUGAAAGGAUUUAAUACUGCAACUAGAGCUUUUCCUUCUUUUAUUUAA